Molecule: messenger RNA, 1354 nt
Organism: Juglans microcarpa x Juglans regia
Lineage: Eukaryota; Viridiplantae; Streptophyta; Magnoliopsida; Fagales; Juglandaceae
Product: transcription factor MYB44-like
Exons: 1
Coding region: 87-1052 (321 amino acids)
Biological process (GO): regulation of DNA-templated transcription
Cellular component (GO): nucleus
Molecular function (GO): RNA polymerase II cis-regulatory region sequence-specific DNA binding; DNA-binding transcription factor activity, RNA polymerase II-specific
Source: RefSeq, a predicted model, not a curated record
UUUCUUCCAUUUAAAUCCGCUCUCCAACCAACCCAUUUUCGAAUAACCUAAGAAAUCGAAACUAGAGAGAGCGAGAGAAACCAGCCAUGGCGGUUUGUAAAAACGAAAUGGAUCGGAUCAAGGGUCCCUGGAGCGCCGAGGAAGACGAAGCUCUACAAAGGCUGGUCCGGAAGCAUGGCCCCCGGAACUGGUCGCUGAUAAGUAAGUCCAUUCCCGGACGCUCCGGGAAGUCGUGCCGCCUCAGGUGGUGCAACCAGCUUUCCCCGCAGGUGGAGCACAGGCCGUUCUCUCCCGAGGAGGACGACACCAUAGUUCGGGCCCACGCUCGUUUCGGGAACAAGUGGGCCACCAUCGCCCGCCUACUAUCGGGUCGGACCGACAACGCCAUCAAGAACCACUGGAACUCCACGCUCAAGCGCAAGUGCUCCUCGUCGGGGACUGAAGAUGGCUGUGGGUACGAUGGGAAUUUGACUCAGCAGGAGCAGCCGUUGAAGAGGUCGUUGAGUGCGGGUUCGGGUGUGCCCAUCCCCACCGGGCUUUACGUGAACCCGAGCAGUCCAUCCGGAUCCGAUGUGAGCGAUUAUUCUAGCGUUCCUGUUUUGCCACCGUCGUCUCAUGUAUACCGGCCCGUGGCAAGGACCGGCGGUGUCGUACCUACCAUGGAAACGACGCCGUCGACAACCAAUACCAAUAUUGACCCUCCGACAUCGUUGUCCCUGUCCCUGCCGGGUGUCGCCGAUUCUUGCUGCGAGCCCUCGAACCAGGCUUCCACAGAGUCAGCGUCGCAUGCAGCAAACGUAACGACAAUACCCUUAUUCCCGGUACCGGCGACGAACCCGACACCGGCGGCAGAGAUGAUCCGGGAGGAGGAUCGGAGCAUUGGGUUGGUGCCAUUGAGCGCGGAGCUAAUGGGGGUAAUACAGGAGAUGAUAAGGAAGGAGGUGAGGAGCUAUAUGCUGGAGCAGAGUGGUGGGUUGUGUAUGGGUGUGAGGGAGGAUGAUGUGUUUAGGAAUCUUGCUAUGAAGAGAAUCGGGAUCGGCAGGAUCGAGUAGUAGUCUUAGUUGGUGGGAAUAUCGGAUAAAAUGGGGGAAAGAAAACUGGGCCUUUGUUUUCUUCUUUUCGAUGGUGUUUAGGAAAAUAAGUUUGGGCAUUGUACAGAGAGAUGUCAACGAGAGAGAGAGAGAGAGGUUGAAGCAGAAUCCAAGCGGAAGAAAUCUGGAAAGGAAAAAAAAAAACUGGAACUUUGAUCUUUCUAUGGCCGUCUUGGCCUCAGGUUUAGGAAACAUAAAAAAAAAGCCACCGGAAAAGAGAAAAAAUGAAAAAAAAAUAGAAAAAGGUCUUUUAAUUUCUCGUA